GUUGUGGGCGUGGCCAUACGUCACAGUGGAUCCAAGAUAACCUCGUGGAAAACCUGUAAAAUCUGUCUCUUUGAUUAAGCAUUAUAACAAAGUCUGACUGUCAGUUUCCUUUUUAUGUCUGAUUGUCGGUGUUAAAGUAGUUUGUUGUCAGUAAUCUUAAGCCAAAAGGCAGUAAAAACUUUCAGGGACACAAUAGUCCCCUCUGGAACCAUUAAAAUAAUAAUACAAUCCAAAACAAACAAAGACUGAUGUCUAGAUUGGGUGUGGUGUUUGGUGGCUCAUGUGGCAUUGGGCGAGCGGUAUCCCAACUGCUGGCACUAAAGGGGCAUCGAGUUGCAGUGAUCUCCAGGAACCAGGAAGCAGCACAGGCCACAGUAGACACGCUUUCCGGAGCGGAUCAUAUGGGUCUGGCUUGUGAUGUUACCCAAGAGCAGGAGGUUCAGAGAACAUUCAAAACCAUCACUAAGACCUGUGGUCCUGUGGGAUACCUGGUCAAUGCAGCAGGCAUCUACAGGAAUGCAUUAUCGAUGAGUAAACCUAAUGACACAGUUUCUGUUUUUCACACCAACCUGCUUGGCUCCAUGCUGACCUGUUGGGCAGGGUCACAGAGCAUGCACACUAACGGAGGUGCUAUUGUCAACAUAGGUUCAGUGGUGGGUUUGAAUUGUAACGCUGAUCAGAGCUUGUACAGCAUUAGCAAAGCCAGCCUAAAGGGCUUCACACGUUCUCUAGCCACAGAGGUCGCGUCCCGAAAUAUUCGAGUCAACAUGGUAGCUCCAGGAUUCAUCCGGACAGACAUGACAGCAGAGCUGAACGAAGACGAGCAUAGAAAGCGGAUCCCACUGGGCCGCUUUGGUGAUCCGGUUGAAGCAGCGCACGCCGUUCUGUUCCUUCUGGAAUCUCCGUACAUCACCGGCCAUGUCAUGUCGGUGGAUGGAGGACUUCACCUGACCAUGUGAUUCCUGAUCCCCGCUCAUUCCUGCCCACUUUUUCAGCAAUAAAGGAAUAAGCAAAAGGGAGGACUUGACUUUGUGUAGUUACAGAUCUCGAAUUAAAAUUCUUUGUAAACAGGA
This is a messenger RNA of Silurus meridionalis, 1073 nucleotides long. RefSeq names its product carbonyl reductase 4 (gene cbr4). Bases 249 to 959 code for a protein of 236 amino acids. Gene Ontology annotation, molecular function: oxidoreductase activity, acting on the CH-OH group of donors, NAD or NADP as acceptor; quinone binding. The transcript has 6 exons. The record is from RefSeq and is a predicted model, not a curated record. Gene Ontology annotation, biological process: fatty acid biosynthetic process. NCBI's taxonomy places the organism in Eukaryota, Metazoa, Chordata, Actinopteri, Siluriformes, Siluridae.